AUGGAGCUGGAUCUGGCUGACUCUGACUCUGAUCUAAGGAUUGUGCUGGUGGGUAAAACUGGAUCAGGAAAAAGUGCAACAGGAAACACCAUUCUGGGCAGAGAUCAGUUUCAAGAAGAUUUUGGCUCUGAGUCUGUUACAAGAUGCUGUGAAAAACAGGAGAAAACAUGGGUGGAUAGAAACGUCUCAGUGAUUGACACUCCAGGACUGUUUGAUACAUCAAUCAAUAAUGAUGAACUGAAGGAAGAAAUAGAGAAGUGUGUGUACAUGUGUGCUCCUGGACCUCAUGCAUUCCUGCUGGUCCACAGACUGGAUCAUAAAUUCACAGAGGAGGACAAGAGCGCAGUGAAAUGGAUUCAAGAGAACUUUUCAGAAAAGGCUAUGAAGUACAUCAUAGUUCUUUUCACAAGAGGAGAUCUGUUAGACCAACCAAUUGAGGAGUAUAUUGAGCAGAGCAAAGAGCUGAAACAGCUUGUUGAGAAUUGCAAGGCUGGAUAUCAUGUUUUUAAUAAUAAAACCAAAAACGAAGAUCAAGUGACUGAACUGUUAGAGAAGAUAGACAGAAUGAUAAAGGACAAUGGAGGAGAACAUUACACAAAUGACAUGUACGAGGAAGCCCAAAGAAAAAUCUGUGAAGAAAAAGAAAACAAGAAGAAAGAAGAAGCAAGAGCAAAAAAGACAAAAAACUUUAACCAGUGUGUAGGAGCAGCAAUAAUAUUAUCAGCCAUGGCAUUUGCAGUUGCUUACAAAAAUUCACUCAUAUUCAGACAGUUUGUAGAUUUCAGUUGGAACAUGUUUAUCGAUACUUUAAUGGUUAAAAAACAGUAUUAA
Messenger RNA from Xyrauchen texanus (razorback sucker), 831 nucleotides. RefSeq names its product GTPase IMAP family member 9-like. The record is from RefSeq and is a predicted model, not a curated record. Lineage: Eukaryota; Metazoa; Chordata; Actinopteri; Cypriniformes; Catostomidae. Bases 1 to 831 code for a protein of 276 amino acids. Gene Ontology annotation, molecular function: GTP binding. The transcript has 2 exons.